Molecule: messenger RNA, 2591 nt
Organism: Gastrolobium bilobum
Lineage: Eukaryota; Viridiplantae; Streptophyta; Magnoliopsida; Fabales; Fabaceae
Product: putative disease resistance RPP13-like protein 3
Exons: 2
Coding region: 507-2219 (570 amino acids)
Biological process (GO): defense response to other organism
Molecular function (GO): ADP binding
Source: RefSeq, a predicted model, not a curated record
GGGGAAGCGCAAUGACGAUUCUGUGAAACUAUUGGUGAGCCAAAUAAGAGAUGUUGCCUAUCAUGCUGAGGAUGUGGUAGACACCUACACUGGCAAUGUCAGCAAACACAGAAGAAGAAACGUGUUUCAAAAGUUAUUCCACUGCCCACGAUGUUGGUGAUCAGAUAAAGAAGAUCAGGAGCCUUAUUGAUGAAAUCUAUAAGAACAAAGAGAGAUACGGUAUUGGAAAAGGUGAAUUUAAGAGUGAAGAAGAAGAAAAAAUAAGAGAAUCACUCCGCAAAAGGAGGAUGGAUGUGGAGGAAGAACAUGUUGUGGGCUUUGAGCAUGACUCCAGCAUUUUAAUGAAGCAGCUCAUGGAAACAAAUUCAAACCUUAAAGUUGUUUCCAUAAUUGGUAUGGGUGGGUUGGGCAAGACCACAUUGGCCAGAAAGAUCUACAACAACACUGAGGUGAAGGAGUUGUUUCCUUGCCGCUGCUAGGGUUAUGUGUCUAACGAUUACAGACCCAUGGAGUUCUUGCUUAGCCUUUUCAAGUGUUUCAUAUCAUCCACAUCUGAAUAUAGUAAUUUAAAAGAAAAGGAACUGAAGACGAAGGUGAGAGAAUGCUUGAAGGGAAACAAGUAUCUGACAGUGCUUGACGACAUUUGGAAAACUCAAGUUUGGGAUGAGAUAGAAGAUGUCUUUCCAGAUGACAAAAACGGUAGCAGAAUACUGAUAACGAGUCGUAUAGAGGAGGUGGCUUUUCAUUGUGGAACUACCACUCCUCAUUACCUUCCAUUCCUCAAUAAAGAAGAAAGUUGGGAACUUUUUUCCAAGAAGGUGUUUCAAGGUGAAGAGUGCCCUUCUGAUCUAGAGCCUCUUGGUAGGUCGAUUGCUGAAAGUUGUGGCGGUUUGCCACUUGGCGUAGUCGUCUUAGCAGGAAUUGCUAGAAGGAAAAAGAGUUUAAAAAAUUGGGAGAGCAUGAUGGAUAUCAUUUGGCCUCUCUCUGAAGACAAGACUAAUGUUAUGGGUAUAUUGAAGCUUAGCUACGACAACUUGCCCAGAAGAUUAAAGCCAUGCUUUCUGUAUUUUGCAAUCUAUCCUGAAGACUAUGAAAUCAGUGCGAGGAAAUUGAUGCAAUUAUGGGCUGCAGAAGGAUUCAUACAACCAAAAGAAACUGGAAACCCAAAUCCACCACAAGUAGAGGAUAUUGCUGAAUACUAUUUGGAUGAGCUGGUGGACCGUAGCUUGGUGCAAGUGGCAAGAAGGAGGAAGAUUGAUGGAGGUGUCAAAACAUGUCGGAUUCACGAUCUUCUCCGUGAGCUCUGCAUAUCUGAGAGAAAAUCUAACGGGUUUUUGGAGGUUUCCACAGAGGCGAACAUGCAUACACUGAGCAAUCCCCGUAGAUUGUCUUUGCACUUGCACGGGAGAGCAGAGUCUGAUCUCUCUUUUGACAAAUUUAAUCAAUCAUCCACUCGUUCCUUGUAUUUCUUUUCUGAAGGGAGAUACCAACUUGAUCAUGUUAUGAAGAACUUCAAGUUGGCUCGAGUGCUAUAUGGUGAAGAAAUAGUGUUUUCUUCACAAUUCGCUGGUUUGAAGAUGAUGAUCAAUCUGAGAUACUUGAAAGUAAGUACAUAUUUCAGAGAUAUUCCAGCUUCUAUAAGCAGCCUUCGGAAUCUAGAAACACUACAUUUAAAUCGACUAUUUUCCAUUUACAUUGGAAUACAGAGUGAUCUUUUUACGGGAAUGAGAAGGUGUAUAGAGCUGUCAAGCCUAACCAAUCUCCGUUCCAUAAAAUUAAUCGGCUUUGAUAGUCUUCCAUUGGAGUUUCCUUCAAAUGUUGUGAAGAUAACAUUGCAAGUUACACCUGCUCCUUUCUACUGGAAGAGUAUCAUGAAUACUUUGGGACGGCUUACCAACCUCCAAAUUUUAAAACUAGUACAUUUUGAUUAUAUUCAUGAGCUCAUUUUUGCUUCUGGUGAGUUCCCACGGCUUCGAGAGUUUCAGAUGAGGGAAGUAGAUGUCAAAAAGUGGAGAUUAGAGAAAGGUGCAAUGCCUAAUAUUGAAUAUUUGCACAUCUAUAGGUGCACAUACUUGUAUGAGCUUCCUGAAGAACUCUGGUCCUUGACUCACUUACGACAGGUGCGAGUAGAUUUUCCCAAGAAAGAAUUGGAAAACAGCCUCCAAAAUGUGGAGUUGAAGAAUGGUUGUAAGUUAAUAUUAUCUUAUUCUCAUAAUUGAUGGAAGAUAAUAUGGUUACCUUAAUGGGGAGCUAUUGCUUCAUUUAUGAAAGAGGUGCUUUCCAUUCAUAGUAUCCAAAACUCAUUGGGUACAGUCCUGCCACAACCUAUUUGAUGAAAUGUAUAACUUCGAAAUAAUUUGUGAUUCCUUUACAUCUUUGUAUUCACUUUUCUGUUCUCUUUUUCCUGAGUGGUCAAAUACUUCAGUUAGCUAGACAUGCAACAUUCUGUUUGCUUUGUUGUAUAUAUAUGUAUUUAAUUUUUUAUGUCAUAAUGUUAUUAAGACUUUCUAGAACAUCCGGACAAGGUCUAGAAGAAUUCAUGAAUGAAGUUGUGGUCAUUUGUAAGCUUGUAAAACUUCUUGGCUGCUGUA